Molecule: messenger RNA, 1194 nt
Organism: Chionomys nivalis (European snow vole)
Lineage: Eukaryota; Metazoa; Chordata; Mammalia; Rodentia; Cricetidae
Product: tripartite motif-containing protein 59-like
Exons: 1
Coding region: 1-1194 (397 amino acids)
Biological process (GO): cilium assembly
Cellular component (GO): intraciliary transport particle B; centrosome; cilium
Molecular function (GO): zinc ion binding
Source: RefSeq, a predicted model, not a curated record
AUGCACAAUUUUGAGGACGAGUUAACAUGUCCCAUUUGUUACAGUAUUUUCAAAGAUCCUCGAGUCCUACCAUGCUCUCAUACGUUUUGUAGAAAUUGUCUGGAAAAUGUUCUUCAGGCAACUAGAAACUCUUUGUUAUGGAGACCUUUGCAAAUUCCAUUCAAGUGUCCUAACUGCAGAAGGAUUAUUGAAAUUUCUUUAACUGGUAUAGAAUCCUUACCUGUAAAUUUUGCAUUGAGAGCAAUUAUUGAAAAGUACCUGCAAGAAGACCACCCAGAUGUUGUCACCUGCCCUGAACACCACAGGCAGCCAUUAAAUGUUUAUUGCCUACUAGAUAAAAAAUUAGUUUGUGGCCAUUGUCUUACCAUAGGCCAACAUCAUGGUCAUCCUAUAGAUGACCUUCAGAGUCUCUAUCUGAAAGAAAAGGAUACACCUCAGAAGCUGUUUAAACAGUUAACCGACACACACUGGACAGACAUCACCCGUCUUAUUGAAAAGCUUGAAGAACAGAAGUGUCAUUCUGAAAAAAUGGUUCAAGGUGAUAAGGAAUUUGUUCUUCAGUAUUUUAAGGAGCUUAGUGAUACAUUAGAACAGAAAAAGAAAUUGUUUUUGGCAGCUCUCUGUGACAUUGCCAAGCUGAUCAAUCGAGAAUACACUCCGCAGAUUAAAAGGGCGAAGGAGAUCAGAGAACAGCAGCUUGAGCUAAUGGCAGUGACUACAUCUUUACAAGAUGAGUCUCCACUUAAAUUCCUAGAAAAAAUUGAUGAUGUCCGCCAGCGUGUGCAGAUGUUGAAGCAGAGAACACUCCCUGAGGUCCAGCCUGUUGAGAUGUAUCCCCGAGUAAGGAGAGUAUUUAAGGAAGAGUGGAACAGAACAGAAAUUAGACAUAUCAAGAAAGCUGUCACUCCUGAAAUGAGAAUUUUUUCAAAACGGAUGCCAUGUUCCUGGCCUGACAAGCAUAAAAAAGAACUUGAAUUCUUUAACAUUUUAAAUAUUGUUGUGGUUUCACUGAUUUCAGUGAUAUUAAUGUUGAUACUCUUUUUCAACCAACACAUAAUCACCUUCCUAAAUGAAAUCACUUUAAGAUGUUUCUCUGAAGUCUCUUUGUCUGUUUACCAAAGUUUAUCUAAUAACUUAAAUGACUUAAAAAAUAUGGCAUGCUACAUUUUAUAUUUGUUAAAGGAAAUCAUGUGA